Messenger RNA from Neopelma chrysocephalum (saffron-crested tyrant-manakin), 1467 nucleotides. It is a transcript of the gene CHCHD3, whose product is annotated as coiled-coil-helix-coiled-coil-helix domain containing 3. Gene Ontology annotation, cellular component: mitochondrion; MICOS complex. Lineage: Eukaryota; Metazoa; Chordata; Aves; Passeriformes; Pipridae. The record is from RefSeq and is a predicted model, not a curated record. The transcript is spliced from 9 exons. Gene Ontology annotation, biological process: inner mitochondrial membrane organization. Bases 74 to 793 code for a protein of 239 amino acids.
CGUUGUUGCUGCGGGGCGGCGCUGGCAGCGCGCUCGGAGAGUCUCCUUGGGGCCGUCCCCGGGCCGGGCCGAGAUGGGCGCCGGCGGCAGCACCCGGCGGGUCACCUUCGAGGCGGACGAGAAUGAGAAUAUCACCGUGGUCAAGGGCGUCAGGCUCUCCGACAGCCUCAUCGAUCGGAUGAAGGAACCCUCCUCACCCUCUGGGAGAUCCCCCCGCUCCUCAGGUGCAGUUAAUAAUGAAGAGCUGAAGAAAAGAAUAGCUGAAGAACUGGCCUUAGAACGAGCCAGGAGAGACUCUGAAGCUCAAAAGAGGAGAUUGAAACAAGAGCAGAUGUUCGUUCGGGAUGAGUUUGGGAAGCUCCUGGAGCGAGAGAGGAUCUCCUCAAACGAGCACCUGACCCGAGCCAUCCUCCGCGAGCGGGCGGCCACCGAGGAGGAGCGGCAGAAGGCCCAGCGCUUUGAUAUAGAAGUGAAGGCCAGGCAGCUGGAAGAGAAGGACAGGGAGCUGAAGAAACACGAUGCCUACUACAAAGAGCAGCUGGCUCGACUCGAGGAGAGGAGUGCCCAGUUCUACAAAGUCACCACAGAGCAAUACCAAAAAGCUGCUGAUGAAGUGUCAGCUCGGUUCAAGAGAUACGAGUCUCACCCCGUCUGUGCUGACCUGCAGGAUAAAAUCCUCCAGUGUUACCGACAACACGCUCACGAGACCCUGAGCUGCUCUGCCCUGGCCAACCAGUACCUGCGCUGUGUCAACCACGCCAAACAGCAGAGCAUGCUCGGGAGAGGAGGAUAAAGGCACUGUCCAAACCAAGCACAAGACCAUCAACUAAUUUCAGCAGAAGAGCUUCUUUUUUUUUUUUUUUUCACCCCAAGAAUGAUAUGACAGCCCGUUUGCAGGGCACACCAGUAAAGGGAAGAACUGGAAGAGCCAUUUGAAGAGCAGGAGCCAUCAGGGCUCAAUCACCCUGACCAUUUGAAAAACCAAGACCUGGAUCUUAUUACAUCCGAAAUCGCGCGUCCGAAGAUGCCGUUCCCUCUUAGCAAAGCCCACUUAUUGGUGAUUGAAGGAAGGGAGAAGAAAAGAACCUUUCACUGGCCUUAGAAAGGGGAAAUAUCCUUCAAGUGCUGCUGUUUCAUUGUGGAAUCUCCUCCAACACGUCUCGCUGGCAAGGGCAGGGGUUUGUAACUCUUGGGGCGCCGGGACGUGGUGGUUCUUCGUGAGCGACUCGGGGCUUUCCUUGCAGUGUGUGAUUGUAAAUUGUGCUUUAAAUUAUUUCACAAAUUAUGUAACUUAAUGAAGCCUCUCUCUCCAGGCCUUCUGCUGGAAUGGUGUUAAUGAUCCGGCGCUUCAGGUGUGACAAUGGCCUUUAUUUACGGGAGGUGGUUCUGUCGUGCUCCUCACUCGUAUCGAGAGCUGACGAACAUGCCUCGCUCUGUACCAACAAUAAAUCUAUUUUAUGCACAAGA